GGGAGUAAAGAUAAUAAGCGCGAGUGCGGGGUGAUCGCGCUGAUGCCCGUGUGGGUGGUCGUGCUGGUGGUCGCGCGGGUGGUCGCGCUGACCAUCGUGUUGCUGGUCGUGCAGAUGGUCGUGCUGGAAGUCGUGCUAGUGAUUGUCCUGGUAGUCGUGCUGCUCGUCAUGCUGGUGUCAAUGGCGCUCCAGCCUGGGGCCUCGAGCAUCCCGUCCGGGGCUUCUGAAGGUGGUCACAUCGGGUCGAUGCUCUCCACGACUUGGGAUCUGAAAGAUUACCGCGAGUUCGACAGCCGCUUGAUCACGCUCGGGGAUACACCGCCAACUUUCAUCUGGGCGAGCGAAGGUGACAUGACUGUCCCUGUGGAGAACACCAAGAGGUACGUGGCCGCGCUGGUCUCAGCGGGUGUCAGCCACGAGGCCCACAUCUUCCCCAAUGGGAAGCACG
Molecule: messenger RNA, 448 nt
Organism: Prorocentrum cordatum
Lineage: Eukaryota; Dinophyceae; Prorocentrales; Prorocentraceae
Source: the annotation of a GenBank genome assembly